ACCGGACCACCCAAGGCCAUUGGUCAUUCCGCUGCAUGUCUAUCAGAUUGGCGCGAGGGUAUUAGCCAGUUUGCGGUGAUGAUGAAGCAUACUUCGAAGAGGAAGCCUCUUCUUGUAGUCCUCAUGUUAUCUUGCCUUCUUCUUCCCCUGGUUUCCUCUGUGCCUCUGUCCAGAAGCCUGUCCUUGAGGAACCACCGGCAGACGUCCGACUCUGGUCUGGAGGGUGUGGUAGGCGCUGCGGAUCAAGGGCGAAACCUCGGCGAGGUGGCGGCGAGGAUGGCCAUCGAGGUCAAUGACUACCCUGGAUCCGGCGCCAACAACCGCCAUGAACCAAAGAGCCCUGGGAGAGCAUGACGUCUCUGCAGCUCGGAGGAAAGGAUCAGGGCGUCAAGUCUUCAGAACCUUUGUAGGAGAGUGUCGUUACUCGUUAGGUAUAAAUUGUAGAGACUAAUGAGUCUUGUCUAGUACUUACGUAAUCGUCGUCAGUGGCGGUCCAGCCUAAGCUAGCAUAUUAGGGUCAUCACCUACGCACUGUCGGAUCGAUCGAGUGGACGUACGAGCUACCAUAGCUGCUACCUGCACCGGCCUCUCGAUUAAAAAGAAAGAAGCUUUUCAAGCCUUUUCUAUAUGUAUGUCAAGUCAAUAUCUGUAACUCGGUUCCCCCCAUACAUUUUAAUUUCGUACUACGCAAUGUCAA
Messenger RNA from Phragmites australis (common reed), 697 nucleotides. RefSeq lists its product as uncharacterized. The transcript is spliced from 3 exons. NCBI's taxonomy places the organism in Eukaryota, Viridiplantae, Streptophyta, Magnoliopsida, Poales, Poaceae. The coding region runs from base 79 to 354 and encodes 91 amino acids. The record is from RefSeq and is a predicted model, not a curated record.